This is a messenger RNA of Nicotiana attenuata, 1266 nucleotides long. RefSeq lists its product as uncharacterized. NCBI's taxonomy places the organism in Eukaryota, Viridiplantae, Streptophyta, Magnoliopsida, Solanales, Solanaceae. The record is from RefSeq and is a predicted model, not a curated record. The transcript has a single exon. The coding region runs from base 1 to 1266 and encodes 421 amino acids.
AUGCUCUGUAAUAGGCUUAAAAAGAUAUUACCUGGGAUAAUAUCUCCUAACCAAAGUGCUUUUGUGGAAGGCAGGAACAUAGUGCAUAAUAUACUGAUUUGCCAAGACUUGGUGAGGUUGUACAAGAGGAAGAAUACAACUAAAACUUGUCUGAUCAAAGUAGACCUAAGGAAGGCAUAUGAUACUGUGGAGUGGAGGUUUGUGGAAGAAAUGUUGCAUUCUCUUAACUUUCCUCAAAAAUUCAUAAAAUGGGUGAUGGCUUGCAUCACAUCUACCGAGUAUACAAUAGCAAUAAAUGGUGGAGUAUAUGGGAACAUUAAGGGCAAACGAGGACUUAGGCAAGGGGACCCAAUAUCACCCCUACUUUUUGUCAUCUGCAUGGAAUAUCUCUCAAGAACUAUGAGGAUUACUGAACAAAAAGGGUUCCAAUUUCAUACCAAAUGUAGAGGGCUUAAGUUAAACCACUUAUGUUUUGCAGAUGAUGUGUUAUUCUUUUGCAAAGGGGAAUGGCAAUCAGUGGAAAUGAUCCUAAGGGGGCUGGAAACAUUCUCAAGAGCAUCAAGAUUACACACCAGUGCAGCUAAGUCAAACAUCUACAGUGCAAACAUGGAGGAACAAUGUAUCCAGGACAUAUGUGAGCUCACAGGUUACCAAAGAGGAGCUUUACCAUUUAGGUACUUGGGAGUACCAAUAUCUGCUAGGAAGCUCUCAGCAACAGAUUGUGAAAUGCUAGUAGAGAAGAUGGCUGCCAAAGUUCGAACUUGGAGCUCAAGGAAUAUUUCAUAUGCUGGAAGGGGGAUGUUAGUGAACUCAGUAUUGAUGCACAUACACUCAUAUUGGGCCUCAAUCUUUAUACUCCCCAAAAAGGUCUUAAAAAACAUAAUAGGCAUUUGCAGAAGCUUCCUAUGGGAUGGAAAAGGAAACUCAACCAAAAUGGCGCUGGUAGCAUGGGACACAGUGUGCAAACCAAAACAACAAGGUGGACUGGGGAUAAAGGAUUGUAUAGCAUGGAAUGAAGCAACAAUGGUAAAAUAUGUUUGGAAUAUAGCAAAUAAAGAGGACAACCUUUGGGUGAAAUGGGUUAAUCAUGUAUAUAUAAAAGAUCAGGAUUGGUGGCAGUAUGAACCACCAAUUGACAGUUGCUGGUAUUGGAAGAAAAUCUGUGCUUGCAGGGAUAAAUUUGCAGCUGGUUUUGUGAAUAAUGGAUGGCUCAAACAGGGGGGAAAAUACACUGUGAAAAGUGGAUACCAUUGGUAUAAAGGAUAA